UGACUCCUUGUUCCCUCCUUCAGACCUUUGAACUGGGAGGAACCAACACGUGGUGCCGACAGACAGCUGACCGGCUCUGACCGGCUCAGACCGGUUCAUCUAGUUUCACUUUCCUGAAAGCAGAAACGCACUCGGUCGCUGCUCAGACGACAAAAUGGCUCAGAGAGGAUCUAAAGAGUAUCCCCAGAGUUUCUCUUGUUCCGUGUGUCGGGAUCUGCUGAAGGAUCCGGUGAUUACUUCCUGUGGACACAGCUUCUGUCUGGACUGUAUUGAAGCCCACUGGAAUGCAGAGGAGGGUAAGAGACUCCACAGCUGCCCUCAGUGCAGGAAGACCUUCAUACAGAGGCCUGUCCUGGAGAAAAACAUCCUGCUGGCAGAGUUAGUGGAGGAGGAGCUGAAGAGGACUGAACUCCAAGCUGCUGCUGCUGCUGCUGCUGAUCACGGCUAUGCUGGAGCUGAAGAUGUGGCCUGUGAUGUCUGCACUGGGAGGAAGAGGAAGGCUGUCAUGUCCUGUCUGGUCUGUCCGGCUUCUUACUGUGAGAACCACCUCCAGCCUCACUAUGAUUCACCUCCGUUGAAGAAACACCAGCUGGUGGAGCCCUCCAAGAACCUCCAGGAGAACAUCUGCCCUCGUCAUGGUGAGCUGAUGAAGAUGUUCUGUCGCACUGAUCAGCAGCUGAUCUGUCAUAUCUGCUCUGUGGAUCAACAUAAAGGCCAUGAAGCAGUACCAACUGCAGCAGAAAGGACGAAGAAGCAGGAGGAGCUGGAGGAGAGUCGACUGAAAGUCUGUCAGAGGAUCCAGGACAGAGAGAAAGACAUGAAGCUGCUUCGAGAGGAGCUGGAGGCCAUCAAUGUCUCUGCUGAUAAAACAGUGGAGCACAGUGAGGAGAUGUUCAGCCAGAUGAUCCGUCUGAUCCAGAAAAGAAGCUCUGAGGUGAAGCAGCAGAUCAGAUCCCAGCAGGAGAAGGAAGUGAGUCGAGUCCAAGAGCUGGAGGAGAAGCUGCAGCAGGAGAUCAGUGAUCUGAAGAGGAAAGACGCUGAGCUGAAGCAGCACUCAGAGACACCAGAUCUCCGCCGGUUCCUCCACGACUACCCCUCAGCGUCAGCGCUCAGCGAGUCCACACACUCAUCCAGCAUCAGCAUCCGUCCUCGGAGACACUUUGAGGACGUGACGGCAGCUGUGGAGGAGCUCAGAGAUGGACUGCAGGACCUUCUGAGGGACGCAGGGACAAACAUCUCCCUGGCCAUCACUGACGUGGACGUUCUACUGUCAGAACCGACCAGAGCUGGGUUCUUAAAAUAUUCACGAGAAAUCACUCUGGAUCCAAACACAGCAAACCGAUUUCUGUUGUUGUCUGACGGGAACAGAAAAGUGGAAGUGAUGGAUCGACCACAGCCUCGUCCUGCUCAUCCAGACAGAUUCACUCCCUGGCAGCAGGUUCUGAGUAACGAGGGUCUGACUGGACGUUGCUACUGGGAGGUGGAGAUGAGAGGAGAAACUAAUGUAGCAGUUGCGUACAAGAACAUCAGCAGAACCGGGAGUUCAUCUGGAUUUGGACUAAAUGACAAAUCCUGGGCUUUACGUUGCUACAGCUACAUUUGUAUAUUUGCGCACGACACAAUUCUAACUCCCGGCUCAGGUGGUGCCGCCUCCAGAGUGGGAGUCUACCUGGACCACAGAGCAGGUGUUCUGUCCUUCUACAACGUCUCCUCCGACACCAUGACUCUCAUCCACAGAGUCCAGACCUCGUUCACUCAGCCGCUACACGCCGGAGUUUGGCUCGGUUCUGAAUCCAGUUUAGAGUUCAUUAAAGCUGAAUAGACUGAAGAGCAGCUGGUUCAGUCUGACUGUACACUGUAAAACACCACGGCUUGAUUUAACCGUCUGCUUAUUGAACAAUCAGCUGUUAGUUUACAGAUUUAUGUUCCUGAUAAGAUCUACUGAGAACACAGAAAGAACGUUUUCAUUCACAUGUUAACUGUAAAAAACAUCCACAUCAACAGUCGUUUGUUGUUUAAAAAAACAAAUCAUGAAUUGUUUCGCUGAUAUUUGAAGUUAUUUGAAAGAAACGUUCUGAAAAUUAAGGAUUGAUCGUUUAACAGGUUCUAAUAAAAUCACAGGAAAAAGUCAGAAUUUAUGUAAAAUCCAUUAAAAAAACAGUAAAUAAUGUGGAAUAAGAUGAUUUUAUGUGAAAAGAUGGUUUUGUUUUGUUUGUUUUUUCAUCUCAUGAACAUGUUUGUUGUGAAAAUCUUUAAAAGUUUUACGUGUA
This is a messenger RNA of Stegastes partitus (bicolor damselfish), 2270 nucleotides long. Its product is annotated as tripartite motif-containing protein 16-like. The transcript has a single exon. Lineage: Eukaryota; Metazoa; Chordata; Actinopteri; Pomacentridae. Bases 155 to 1822 code for a protein of 555 amino acids. The record is from RefSeq and is a predicted model, not a curated record. Gene Ontology annotation, molecular function: protein binding; zinc ion binding.